Molecule: messenger RNA, 2073 nt
Organism: Babesia bovis T2Bo
Lineage: Eukaryota; Apicomplexa; Aconoidasida; Piroplasmida; Babesiidae
Exons: 1
Coding region: 57-2036 (659 amino acids)
Biological process (GO): regulation of mitochondrial mRNA stability; mitochondrial RNA processing
Cellular component (GO): ribonucleoprotein granule; mitochondrial matrix
Molecular function (GO): RNA binding
Source: RefSeq, a predicted model, not a curated record
CCGUAGAAGCUGUUUAGUACUUUGACACUAGAUUAAGAAGUUAUUUCUAAUUCAAAAUGGGUAAUCAAUCCCGUCCGGUAUCUUCCUUGAUACAUGAGGCCUCUAGAUUGGUUUCACGUAUUGUUGAAUCAAGCAAGCAUGGCGAGUGUAGUAUAACUCUUUGGCGUGAUUAUUCUAAUGCUGUUGUUAAUAUCGCUAGUUUUAUGGACAUUAAGGAUAUCGUCAAAGUCUUGGAUGCAUAUAGUUUUAUGCGGUAUAGGCAUGUAAAACUACUUGAUACGUUGGCUACACGUGUUUUCGAGUUGCUUUACAAGAUGAAUGGUACUGAUAUCGUUAGUGUAUUAAGAUCAUAUGCAAUUCUGGAACAUCGUAAUGACUUUAUGUUCCGUUUAAUGCUACCCGAGGUAUCGAAGCUUCUUGAGUUAUUGUCACUGACGGACUUAAGUUCAAUUUUUUAUUCCUACUCUAGAUUGGGCUACUAUAAUCACCAUUUAACAUCUUGUGUUGAAGCCGCCAUUGUUGAAAAUAUCCAACAUGUUCGUCCAAAGGAGCUAUCGUACGUCCUUAAUGGUUUGGGCAAAUUACGUGUGCGUUGGAAUAAACUUGAGACAGUUCUCGGGUGUCGUUUCUGCAGCAUUGUGGAUCUGUGCUCACAUACAGAUCUUGGUCUUAUUGUGAAUGCUCUUGGUAGGCUAGACUUUUGUGGUCAGCCACACUUAUUCUCGGUUGUGGAGACUGAAAUAUAUCGAAAGGCUGUGGAAUUAAAUUCGCAAUCGAUAUCUUUAGUAGCUAAUGCUAUCUCGCGUCAUAGCGAUGCCGGGAAGCCGCUAGAGUUUAUAGGACGUCAUGUGAAGAAGCGUUUAAAGGAGUUUGAUAUUCAUUCAUUAUGUUUGUUAUCUGCUGCUUUUAGUCGUCGUGGAAAUGUACGUGAGGAUCUAUUUGAUUCUAUGGCUGAGCGUGUUGGCUCUUUGUCUGUUCAGCUUUACCCGCGAGCUGUUGCUUCUCUUACAUUUUCAUAUGCUCGUACAAAGCAUCUCUAUGGCCCCUUAAUGUUAUUUUCCGGUAAACACUUGGAGCGUUUUAUGGACUUCUAUACUUGUAAUGAGGCAGCUAUGGUCCUAAGAGCCCAUAAUCUGCUUAACAUAAGGAAUGAAGAUAUGCUAUUGGCCUUAGCAUCCAAUAUAUGUAAAUGCUAUCCGGAUAUGGUUUUGGUCCGUGGUGACGACACAGUCCCAGAAGAACGCUUAUCAUACGCUAUUGGUGUGCAAUUUAAUGAUGUUUCAGAUAAUGAGUUCAUAUCCCAGGAUCAGCACGUACAACCGAACGAACGUAAAGCAAGUGACACGACAAACGAUCCAGAUAUGACCCAUAUAAACCACUUGGUUAUAAUUCCAACUGAUAUAUUCUGUAAUCAAGCUCGCUCAAAAAACUUUUUACAAUCGGGAUUGUUGCACUCACUACUAUGGAUAAUACAGAGUUAUGCUAUGCACGGGGUGUGGAACGAAGGGGAUGUAAAAGGAGCGUUACAACGCGUGGCCAAUGAGGUUGCAUGUCGGCAACAUGAGCUAACUCCAUUGGUGACGUGUCAUUUGCUCUAUGCUCUAUCGAAAUUGAACUAUAGAUUCGAUGCUCUAUUAGAGCUUCUGUUGCUCGAAAUACGUGACCCGCGUAUUAAUAGUGUAUUUGAACAGGAUUACCUCAGAGUUGCAUACAGUGCUAUGCUUUCUUUUGGAAUUGACCCCGAGAGCAAUGGAAUAUACAGAAUUGGAACCACUGAACUAAAAUCGCUUAUGGAGAGAUGCAGAAAUGACACUAUGAAAGUCGUUAAAUGUAUAACUCACAAGGAUAGGCAGCGUGAUACAGCCAACAUAUUAAAAAUUACUGUUCCUUUUGCCGAUGAUUCUUAUGAACCAACUCAUUUGAGCGACUCUCAAGUAACUUAUGUCCACAUACCUGUGUGCGUUGCAACAUCUGUUAAUGCAGGACGCCCGGCAAAAGAUUUUGCCGAUAUGUUGAAGUAUAAUUUUGCGAUUUAAGGCUUUUGCUGUUGCUUCUCUGCGAAUCGUUGACCUA